Medicago truncatula (barrel medic) is the source of this 1847-nucleotide messenger RNA. Its product is annotated as inorganic phosphate transporter 1-4. Gene Ontology annotation, molecular function: phosphate transmembrane transporter activity. The coding region runs from base 182 to 1756 and encodes 524 amino acids. Gene Ontology annotation, cellular component: membrane. The record is from RefSeq and is a predicted model, not a curated record. The transcript has a single exon. Lineage: Eukaryota; Viridiplantae; Streptophyta; Magnoliopsida; Fabales; Fabaceae. Gene Ontology annotation, biological process: transmembrane transport; phosphate ion transport.
UUAUCAUAAUGUAUAUGUAUUACAUUCAUUAAUUAAAAUAUUGCAUACACCGUUUGAUUGAUAUGCACAUUGCACAUGUUAGCAUGGAUUUAAUGAUCUUUUGUUUAUAAAAAUAAGGUACGUAAUUUGUUUUUUAAGCGGGGAAUAUCAUUAUUUACAGGCACUAGGAAAACAUUGAGGCAUGGCUAAGGAGAAUCUCCAGGUGCUAAAUGCACUAGAUGUAGCGAAAACACAAUGGUACCAUUUCACAGCAAUUGUCAUAGCUGGAAUGGGCUUCUUCACCGAUGCAUACGAUCUAUUCUGCAUAUCCCUUGUCACAAAGCUACUCGGUCGCAUUUACUACCAUGUCGAUGGAGCUGAAAAGCCAGGAUCGUUGCCACCAAACGUUGCAGCAGCAGUUAAUGGCGUUGCUUUUGUUGGGACACUUUCUGGACAACUCUUCUUCGGCUGGCUCGGUGACAAACUAGGCCGUAAAAAAGUCUAUGGCAUGACUCUAGCUGUUAUGGUUGUUUGUUCCAUAGGUUCUGGUCUUUCAUUUGGACAUGAACCAAAAACAGUGUUGGGAACUCUUUGCUUCUUCAGAUUCUGGCUUGGUUUCGGUAUUGGUGGAGAUUAUCCACUUUCUGCAACAAUUAUGUCUGAAUACUCGAACAAAAAGACACGUGGUGCGUUUAUAGCUGCAGUUUUUGCUAUGCAGGGUUUUGGAAUUUUAGCAGGUGGUGUAUUUGCUAUCAUUGUUUCAAUUGCAUUUAAAUCGAAAUUCGAUGCACCGGCUUACAUGAUUGAUCCUUUGGGUUCAACUGUUCCGCAAGCCGAUUAUGUUUGGAGGAUAAUCUUAAUGUUUGGAGCAAUUCCAGCUGCAAUGACUUAUUAUUCAAGAUCUAAGAUGCCUGAAACUGCGCGUUACACCGCACUUGUUGCAAAGAAUAUGGAACAAGCUGCAGCAGAUAUGUCUAAGGUUAUGAACAUGGAUAUUCAAGCUGAAACUAAAAAUGUUGCGGCUGAAGAGAAGAAACAAUUUGGGCUUUUUUCGAAAGAGUUUAUGUCGCGUCACGGUUUGCAUCUGCUUGGAACAGCAUCCACAUGGUUUUUGCUUGAUAUUGCAUUUUACAGUCAGAAUCUUUUCCAAAAGGAUAUCUUCAGUGCAAUUGGUUGGAUUCCGUCUGCAAAGACGAUGAAUGCACUUGAAGAGGUUUAUAAAAUUGCGAGGGCGCAAACACUUAUUGCAUUAUGCAGUACAGUUCCUGGUUACUGGUUCACAGUUGCAUUCAUUGAUAGAAUUGGAAGGUUCACUAUUCAGUUAAUGGGAUUUUUCUUUAUGACAGUUUUUAUGUUUGCACUUGCUAUUCCUUAUGAUCACUGGACACAUAAAGAGAACAGAAUCGGAUUUGUUGUACUUUAUUCCUUAACUUUCUUCUUCGCGAAUUUCGGACCUAAUGCAACCACUUUCGUUGUGCCUGCCGAGAUUUUCCCGGCUAGGUUUAGAUCAACUUGUCACGGAAUAUCCUCCGCGACGGGGAAACUUGGAGCGAUGGUCGGCGCGUUCGGGUUUUUAUAUUUGGCACAGAAUCAAGAUCCCAAGAAAGCUGAUGCAGGGUACCCUGCUGGUAUUGGUGUGAGAAACUCAUUGAUUUUGUUAGGUGUUGUUAACAUUUUGGGAUUCUGUUUUACUUUCUUGGUGCCUGAGACAAAGGGAAAAUCUCUUGAGGAAAUGUCUGGUGAGGACAUUGAUGAAAUUGUUGUAGUUACAGAAUAGACUUUUAAAGUGUAGUUGGGGAUGAUGCACUUUAGAAAAUAAUAAAAAUAGCAAUUGGCAUUUUUACUGUUUCCUUAAAUUUAAGACAAUU